AUCCCUGAGUGCCUUCAUUUGACUUCCAAUUACGUAUUUUCAACUAUUAAUUGGCUAUCCUAUGUUAAAAUUAAAUAUGUAUAUAACUCAAAAUCUUUCACUACCAACUAAUUUCUCUUUCUCUCAAUAUCAGUGAUAUCACCAUUCUCUUAAGUAUCUCUAUUUCAAACCUUUGAGUCUUGAGUCUCCUUUUCCAUAAUUUCCUUUAUCCAAUCUGUUUAGUGGAAUUCAAGCUUGUUCUCUCAGGACUGAUUUGACAAACCUAAGCAUUCCUAGCCCACCUCUGGACUCAGCUUGCCAUCUCUGGACUGGUUGAGCUAUGCAUUCCUAUAAUUUAGCUACACUUAAGUCAAAAGUAUAUUCAAGACACAAACUCGCUAUUCUUUGAAACAUGCAAAACAGGGUUUAAGCAAGCAUACCUAAGUGCACAGCAGAUCCUGAAGAUCACCUCAUACUUUAUAUCAAAGGCUAAUUUAGAUCCAGUUAUUAAGUUCAAAUGCAGCAAAAGCAGCAAGAUAUUUUAGCCAACUCAAAAACAUUUUUAUAAUAAUUUAUAAGUCCUGGGCGGGCAUGGUGGCUCACGCCUGUAAUCUCAGCACUUUGGGAGGCCGAGGCAGAUGGAUCACCUGAAGUCGGGAGUUUGAGACCAGCGUGACUAACAUGGUGAAACCCCGUAUCUACUAAAAACACAAAAUUAGCUGGGCAUGGUGGCACGUACCUGUAAUCCCAGCACUCGGGAAGCUGAGGCAGGAGAAUCGCUUGAACCUGGGAGGUGGAGGUUGCAGUGAGCCGGGAUCAUGCCACUGCACUCCAGCCUAGGCGACAGAGUGAGACUCCAUCCCCAAAUAAUAGUAAUAAUUUAUAAGUCCUUUCAGUAAUUACAAUUAUUCUUCCAUUGCUUCUUCCAAUUGUUAAUUCAUAAGUUGUACAUAAUUGUAACAAUAUAAUUGCUCUCUUCAUAUUAGGUAAAAUAUGCCUUUUCAUUCAAUCUGGAAAUUUUAUAUUUCUCAGUUAUAUUGCUUACAUAUUAUUCUGAGAGACAGCUGUACCUGCUUAAACAUUCCAAUUUAAGUAGGCAUGAAAUAGUACAUCCAAUCUGUUUUACUUUUCCAAAUUAAUUGUUAGCAAGAUUAGCCCCCAUUUUUUUUUGUUUUUUUUUUAAACAGAUAGGAGUCUCAUUAUGUUGCCCAGGCUGGUCUCAAACUCUUGGACUCAAGUGAUUCCCCCACCUCAGCCUCUCAAGCAUUGCUGGGACUACAGGCAUGCACCACCGCUCCUGGCUAAAAUCUUGUUUUAAGUUUUUUCCUUCCAACUUCCUCUUGUGUUCUUGGUGUUGUCUAACCAUCUCUACAGUGGGGAAGUGGUGAUACACAGCACAUGCUUCCUCCUUAUCUAAUGUCAUCUUCAGUUCAGAAACGAUAUGUUUUCUAAUUAAAAGACUACUUUACAAGAGAAGCGUGCCUAACAAAAUGUGUAGAUGACUUUUUGUUCAUUGAUUCAAAAGACAUACAUUCAGCCCCCGCUAUUUACUGGAUACUAAGCUCUGGGGCUACAUGGAAGAACCACGCAGACAACUCUUCCUGCCCUCAACGGCUUACAGUUAAGUUUUUCAAACAUUUGAAACAUAACGAAGCUUUUGGUUACUUAAAAGAAUUCUGUGGUAUUAGGGAACAACACAAACCUGUUUUGUAAACCUAUAUCUUCAUACAGAGAAUAUGCUUAAUCUUGCUACAGUAUACAUUAAUGCGGGAAUGUAUCUUCCUCGGGGCUGCCUUUCGUACCACUUGGCUGGGUGGAACACCUGUUCACUCCACUUUCCACUUGGCCUACAAACCUGAAACGAAAUCUUUGCAACCAGUACAGCUUGCGCGGGGCGGGGCCCAGUCCAUCCCCCUUCGGAUGCGCAGAAGCAGAGGUCACCACGCCGGACCCCUCGAUUCCCUCGCGGGCGGUUCCUGGCUCCUUCACCACCCCAGCGCUCCAAGACCCCCGCCUUUUGGCCUGAGGCUCCCAUUGCCCUAGCCAGUUCCCGGGCUCACUUCCAGCUUUUCCGGAAAGCUUGGCCACGCCCCUCGUCCCAGACCCUCAGGCCACUCGGCCGCAAUUAACCCGCGUCUCUGCGCCUUUUUAGGCCCCUCCCCCUCGGUCGUGCCCUUGCCAUCUCUUAGGCCCCGUCUCACCCUUUCGGAUGCCUCCCCUAGAACCCCACCACUUUCCACCCUUUUCCGUCUGUUAUUUCUCCCAAACUUGCGCCCGCACAGGCCCCUCUGGAACACCCCUGCCCCGUGACUGCUCCUCGUCCCCGCUCCGUAGAGAAAGAGCGUGCGUGCCGCGCAUUUCUGGCAGGAGGAGCAGGUGGACUAAACUUGCGGGAACCAUUUUACGACAACGUGCGGCUGUGCGGCGUGGCUGACGGCAACGCCGCGCUGCUCUUGGAGAGGUCACUCCGGAGACGGCGUUGGUUUUGGGGUGUGGGGGGUUGGUGGCACUAUGUGGCGCGUCUGUGCGCGACGGGCCCAGAAUGUAGCCCCAUGGGCGGGACUCGAGGCUCGGUGGACGGCCUUGCAGGAGGUACCCGGAACUCCACGAGUGACCUCGCGAUCUGGCCCGGCUCCGGCUCGUCGCAACAGCGUGACUACAGGGUAUGGCGGGGUCCGGGCACUGUGCGGCUGGACCCCCAGUUCUGCGGCCACGCCGCGGAACCGCUUACUGCUGCAGCUUUUGGGGUCGCCCGGUCGCCGCUGUUACAGUCUUCCCCCGCAUCAAAAGGUUCCAUUGCCUUCUCUUUCCCCCACAAUGCAGGCAGGCACCAUAGCCCGUUGGGAAAAAAAAGAGGGGGACAAAAUCAAUGAAGGUGACCUAAUUGCAGAGGUUGAAACUGAUAAAGCCACUGUUGGAUUUGAGAGCCUGGAGGAGUGUUAUAUGGCAAAGAUACUUGUUGCUGAAGGUACCAGGGAUGUUCCCAUCGGAGCGAUCAUCUGUAUCACAGUUGGCAAGCCUGAGGAUAUUGAGGCCUUUAAAAAUUAUACAUUGGAUUCCUCAGCAGCACCUACCCCACAAGCGGCCCCAACACCAACCCCUGCUGCCACUGCUUCGCCACCUACACCUUCUGCUCAGGCUCCUGGUAGCUCAUAUCCCCCUCACAUGCAGGUACUUCUUCCUGCCCUCUCUCCCACCAUGACCAUGGGCACAGUUCAGAGAUGGGAAAAAAAAGUGGGUGAGAAGCUAAGUGAAGGAGACUUAUUGGCAGAGAUAGAGACUGACAAAGCCACUAUAGGUUUUGAAGUACAGGAAGAAGGUUAUCUGGCAAAAAUCCUGGUCCCUGAAGGCACAAGAGAUGUCCCUCUAGGAACCCCACUCUGUAUCAUUGUAGAAAAAGAGGCAGAUAUAUCAGCAUUUGCUGACUAUAGGCCAACCGAAGUAACAGAUUUAAAACCACAAGCACCACCACCUACCCCACCCCCGGUGGCUGCUGUUCCUCCAACUCCCCAGCCUUUAGCUCCUACACCUUCAGCACCCUGCCCAGCUACUCCUGCUGGACCAAAGGGAAGGGUGUUUGUUAGCCCUCUUGCAAAGAAGUUGGCAGUAGAGAAAGGGAUUGAUCUUACACAAGUAAAAGGGACAGGACCAGAUGGUAGAAUCACCAAGAAGGAUAUCGACUCUUUUGUGCCUAGUAAAGUUGCUCCUGCUCCAGCAGCUGUUGUGCCUCCCACAGGUCCUGGAAUGGCACCAGUUCCUGCAGGUGUCUUCACAGAUAUCCCAAUCAGCAACAUUCGUCGGGUUAUUGCACAGCGAUUAAUGCAAUCAAAGCAAACCAUACCUCAUUAUUACCUUUCUAUCGAUGUAAAUAUGGGAGAAGUUUUGUUGGUACGGAAAGAACUUAAUAAGAUUUUAGAAGGGAGAAGCAAAAUUUCUGUCAAUGACUUCAUCAUAAAAGCUUCAGCUUUGGCAUGUUUAAAAGUUCCCGAAGCAAAUUCUUCUUGGAUGGACACAGUUAUAAGACAAAAUCAUGUUGUUGAUGUCAGUGUUGCAGUCAGUACUCCCGCAGGACUCAUCACACCUAUUGUGUUUAAUGCACAUAUAAAAGGACUGGAAACCAUUGCUAAUGAUGUUGUUUCUUUAGCAACCAAAGCAAGAGAGGGUAAACUACAGCCACAUGAAUUCCAGGGUGGCACUUUUACGAUCUCCAAUUUAGGAAUGUUUGGAAUUAAGAAUUUCUCUGCUAUUAUUAACCCACCUCAAGCAUGUAUUUUGGCAAUUGGUGCUUCAGAGGAUAAACUGGUCCCUGCAGAUAAUGAAAAAGGGUUUGAUGUGGCUAGCAUGAUGUCUGUUACACUCAGUUGUGAUCACCGGGUGGUGGAUGGAGCAGUUGGAGCCCAGUGGCUUGCUGAGUUUAGAAAGUACCUUGAAAAACCUAUCACUAUGUUGUUGUAACUAACUCAAGAAUUUCUAAACUCUCCCAGGUCACACUGAUUCAUUCUUAUCAAGAUAUUUAUACGUUAUUAAACAGGUGGUUCUUUUUAUUUUAACCAGUUAUUUUUAUUAUUGAGUCUGUCCAGAUAAGUUAUUUAUAAUGGGCAUUACUGAAUUUUUAAAAUGCCGAUUACACCCAAAUAUUGUGCACAUUUAAUAAUCAGACACCAGAUUUUUAGCUCUGUACUCCUAAUUACGGGACAUGUAUGUGGCCUUGCCUAGCCCUUUGGUGAUAAGUACUUCCUCUAGGAAAUGUACGAUAGGUAGAAUUGUGGUUCCCUAAAGACGAGUACAUAAAGGUGACCACGAUGAAACCUUGAAGUUCUGAAAUUUAACUGCCUAAAAUGUUCUCCUUAGAUGUGAGAGAAAGAGAAAGCAGGAAAAUUAAUUCUCUUGGGGGAAGGGCUUGAAUUGAAGCUUUACUUUAGAAUUUAACCCUGGUUUGAAAUUUUGCAUUACAUGAUCUUGGUUUAUCAUCGAUGGGAAGGGUAGAAAACUUCAAGGAAAAUAAGUGAAAUUUUAAAAGUCAGCAUUUUCUUAGACCUCUUCAGCUGAUUGUUUAUUUUUCUAUGAAUCCCUACACAUGGUUGUUCACCCCCCACUUGAGAUAAUCUAAAUAUAAACCAGCUACUUGAUGUAAAUGACAAUUUGUGUAGAUAUUUAAACAAAUGUGUAAUUUUGAGUACAGAAUUCAAGUUACCUCCAAAAAAGAAACAUUCUUAAUAUAAUUUAACAGAAGUUGUGAAACUAAAAUUUUCCAAGAUUAACUGAUAGUUCAUUGUAAAUGAACCUAAUGAACAGAAUUUAUUACUUCACUGUGGAAAAUGCUAUCAAAUAACUAAGGAAUAUAUAUGGAAUAAGUGUACAUAUGUAAAAUAUUGUUACUAGAGUUAGAUAUGUGCCAAAGUCCAUUUAUCCCAAAUCCUGUCUGAAAAGGAGGGGUACAUUGGUAAACAUUUUGGAGUGCUUAAAAAUGCCAAAAACAAAAUGGUAAUUUCUACUUUGAUAAAAAAGUUAAAUGUGUGUAAAAAAGUGUUCUGUGUCCUUCUACUCCAGCAUCGUCUCAUGUAAAAUAAGAAAGCCCUAAAAUACUGUUGGAGAGAAAAAAUUAACUAGGUUGCUACCUUAUUAGCCUAAAUACUUUUUUCCAUUUUGUUAGAUUUUGCCUUUCUUUUGGAAGGAAGGAAGGAGGUGAUAUUCUGGAUUAUAAAAAUGAAUUGGGAACAUUAUCACAAUUCCAGACUUUCUAUUGAUAUUUAUGUGUUUUAAUAAACGUUUGAAAUUAUUUAUGACUACUUAAAA
This is a messenger RNA of Pongo pygmaeus (Bornean orangutan), 5775 nucleotides long. RefSeq names its product dihydrolipoamide S-acetyltransferase (gene DLAT). Gene Ontology annotation, biological process: pyruvate decarboxylation to acetyl-CoA. Lineage: Eukaryota; Metazoa; Chordata; Mammalia; Primates; Hominidae. The record is from RefSeq and is a predicted model, not a curated record. The coding region runs from base 2491 to 4434 and encodes 647 amino acids. The transcript has 14 exons. Gene Ontology annotation, molecular function: dihydrolipoyllysine-residue acetyltransferase activity. Gene Ontology annotation, cellular component: pyruvate dehydrogenase complex.